This is a messenger RNA of Syngnathoides biaculeatus (alligator pipefish), 2307 nucleotides long. It is a transcript of the gene tgm2l, whose product is annotated as transglutaminase 2, like. Bases 24 to 2090 code for a protein of 688 amino acids. The transcript has 15 exons. Lineage: Eukaryota; Metazoa; Chordata; Actinopteri; Syngnathiformes; Syngnathidae. Gene Ontology annotation, molecular function: protein-glutamine gamma-glutamyltransferase activity. The record is from RefSeq and is a predicted model, not a curated record. Gene Ontology annotation, biological process: peptide cross-linking.
UUAAGACACAACCUUUUGAUAAGAUGAUGGAAAACUACGGGGGUUACAUUCAGAAUGUGGACCUGAAAUGUCGGGAGAACAACUCGGCUCACCGUACUGGUGAGAUCGAUUGGAAGCGCUUGAUUGUGCGUCGGGGUCAGUCCUUCGCCGUCUCGGUGCGGUGCUCUGAGUCGGCCCUCCGCCAAAACCAGCUGGCUUUGGUUUUGCGCCUUGGUAAGCGAAAUGAGGUGGUGAUCAAGGUUGAGAAGGGCGGCCGCAGCAAAGACGCUUGGUGGUUUACGCAGGAGGGAGCCUAUGACCAAGUACUGUUGACGCUCCACAGUCCGGCAGACGCCAUCAUCGGCCAUUACCAUCUUGAUGUGUUGGUGACGUCGCCCAACGGACAUGUUCUGGAGAAGAACGACAAGGUUAACUUCCACCUGCUCUACAACCCAUGGUGCAGAGAUGAUGCUGUGUACCUCCCCGAAGAGAGGCUCCUUCAGGAGUAUAUCAUGAAUGAGUAUGGCAUCAUUUACGUGGGCACCUCGGACUACAUCAGCAGCCGCCAUUGGCAUUUCGGACAGUUUGAGGAAAAUAUUAUGGACAUCUGUUUUGAAAUCCUGGACAACUCCAAUGACGCCUUGAGGAACUCAGAGAAGGACAUGAAGCAAAGAUGGGACCCGGUCUACGUUGGCAGGAUCAUCUCCGCCAUGGUAAACUCCAACGGUGACCGGGGCGUGUUGGUCGGCCGUUGGCAGGAGCCGUACACUGACGGAGUCUCGCCUUCCAAAUGGACCAGCAGCGUUCUGAUCCUCCAAAAGUGGAGCAAUGGCAGUACCAGGCCGGUCAAAUACGGCCAGUGUUGGGUCUAUGCUGCUGUUGCCGUCACAGUAUUGCGUUGCCUGGGAAUCCCAGCCCGUCACAUUACCAACUUUGCUUCAGCCCACGACACUGAUGGAAACCUUUCUGUCGACUUCCUGUUUAAUGAAAAAAUGGAGAGCCUCGAUGGAAGAGGAAAGUCCGACAGCAGCUGGAAUUUCCACUGCUGGGUCGAGUCCUGGAUGAAGAGAGCGGAUCUCCCCAACGGAAAUGAUGGUUGGCAGGUUUUGGACCCAACUCCUCAAGAAUUGAGUGAUGGGGAGUUCUGCUGCGGUCCAUGUCCAGUUACGGCCAUCAAGGAGGGAAAUCUGAGCGUCAAGUACGACGCUCCGUUUAUAUUUGCUGAGGUGAACGCUGACAUCAUCCACUGGAUUGUGCGAAGAGACGGCCAACGUCAGAAGAUCAGAGUAUCCCAGGACAGCAUCGGCAUUAACAUCAGCACCAAAAGUGUUCUCAGCAACAACAGAGAAGAUGUGACUUUACACUACAAGUAUCCAGAAGGCUCUAAAAAAGAGAGAGAAGUGUACGAAAAGGCAGGACGUCGAGGCAGAGAGACGACUACGAACACUCGAAAACCGGGCAAACUGCAGAUGACCAUCAAACAUGCAGAACCAGUAUUCGGAUCGGACUUUGACGUAGUUGUUGAGUUGAAAAACCAAGGAGGAACAGAAGCUCACGCCCGUCUGACCUUGCUGGCCAUGGCCGUAACGUACAACUGCCUGCGCCGAAGGGAGUUUGAGAGACAAACCAAAAACGUCAGCGUGCCGGCCCACAAAGUUCACAAGGAGGUUCUGCGCGUCCGCUACGAGGACUAUGCUGAGUGUGUUUCUGAAAACCACGUAGUCAAGGUGAUGGCACUCCUGGAGGCCCAGGGAGAGAACGACCCCGACAUGGCCGUGGCAAAAAUACCGCUCACUUUGCCUGAAAUCCUUGUAGAGAUUCCUGGUAAGGCCGUAGUCCACCAAAUGUUAACAGGCUCCAUCUCCUUUACCAACCCUCUCCCGGUGCCAUUGAAGCGGGGCGUAUUCACUGUGGAGGGGGCCGGCCUGGUGUCCCCCACCGAGAUCAAGAUGAACAGCGACAUCGGGCCGGGUCAGAAAGUGUGCGUCAAGCUCAACUUCACACCCUCGCGCAGCGGCGUCAGGAAAUUCCUGGUAGAUUUCGACUCUGACCGGCUAAAAGAUGUGAAGGGGGUCGCUACAGUGGUUGUGGGCAAGCCUUUCUUCAUGUAAAAUUAGUCGUUUUUUAAAAAAAAAAUUCAUAUGACACGCAGGAAAAAUGAUAAUCUAAAAAGGAUUUACGCUCCUAAUUAACUUACAGUAUUUUUUGGAUGGCAUCUCAUUUCUUCCACGUAUUGAACAAAUCAUUUAACAAGAAGGUUGAAAAUUCAUCACUCCUGUAACGUCAUACACUGUACGAAUGUUUUCUACAUCAGAAUGUACUUUUGUA